Messenger RNA from Penicillium longicatenatum, 1443 nucleotides. RefSeq lists its product as uncharacterized. Gene Ontology annotation, molecular function: lipoic acid binding; acetyltransferase activity. The record is from RefSeq and is a predicted model, not a curated record. NCBI's taxonomy places the organism in Eukaryota, Fungi, Ascomycota, Eurotiomycetes, Eurotiales, Aspergillaceae. Gene Ontology annotation, cellular component: mitochondrion; cytoplasm. Bases 1 to 1443 code for a protein of 480 amino acids. The transcript has 4 exons.
AUGAACAUCUUGCGACGUGGGGGUAGUAUCCCUCGUAUUCUGCACACCUGUCAACCCCAGAGUGUUCUCCGCAUUCGAAGCCCCAUCACGUCCGUGCUGAGCCGGGGAUUCCACGCAGGGCCUGCGUUAUGGGGAAUCAAGUCACAGAUCUUAAAAGAUGUCGGUGAAGGCAUCACUGAGGUCCAGAUCAUUCAGUGGUACGUCGAAGAAGGGGCGCACAUUGAGGAAUGGAAGCCUUUAUGUCAGUACCAAUCUGACAAGGCAGUGGAUGAUAUCACAUCGCGGUACGAGGGCGUGAUCAAGAAGCUCCAUUUCGAGGCCGAUGACACUGUUCCAACGGGGCGAGCCUUGUGUGAUAUUGAGGUUGUAGAUGGAAAAUACCAUGAUGACAACCCACCACAUGAAUCACAAGUAGCUCCAGAGCCAGCUGCGCCAAUUCCCGAAUCGCAGAUAGUGGCCGCAACUCAAGCUGCCGAAGGCUCUACAGUACCUCAUUUCUCCCCUCCAUCUUCCGAAGCCAUCCCCGAGAUACCCAAAUCGAAGCAUGCAUCUCUUGCAACCCCUGCUGUGCGCGGACUACUUAAGACCCACAGUGUCGACAUCCUAGACAUCACCGGCACAGGAAAAGAGGGGAGGGUCAUGAAAGAAGACGUCCUAAAAUUCGUUGAAACGCGAGAUUCUCCAACAGCAUCUCUCGGCCCACCACAAUUUUCUACUAUACCAGACACCAAGCAGUCCGAAUCCGAGGUCAAAUUGACGCCAAUUCAAUCGGCUAUGUUCAAAACAAUGACCAAAUCCCUCAACACCCCACACCUACUCUUUGCCGACGAGCUAACAGUCGGCAAUAUCUCUGCAAUCCGAAAAAAGCUUGCCAGCGAUUCUCGGGAUCCUAAGAAAAUCACUCUCCUCCCGUUCAUUGUCAAGGCCGUCUCACUCGCCCUGAACGAAUAUCCCAUCCUCAAUGCAAGGGUAGAUGUCAGCACACCAGAGAAACCGAAAUUGAUUAUGCGAGCAAAGCACAAUAUCGGUAUUGCUAUGGACACACCUACAGGUCUCGUCGUCCCCAAUAUCAAGGAUGUGGCAAGUCGAUCCAUCAUUGAUAUCGCAGCCGAGAUCUCAAGACUCAGUACACUCGGCAAGGCUGGAAAAUUGACAUCUGCUGAUCUGGACGGCGGCACCAUUACCGUCUCAAAUAUCGGCAACAUUGGUGGCACAUACGUUGCGCCUGUGAUUGUGCCAACGGAGGUUGCUAUUCUUGGUGUUGGACGGACGAGGACACUGCCUGUUUUCGAUGAGGCGGGGCAGGUCACCAAGGGCGAGCUAGUAAAUUUCAGCUGGAGUGCUGAUCACCGUGUCAUUGAUGGAGCGACUAUGGCACGUAUGGGUAACCGUGUGAGAGAGUUGAUCGAAUCGCCCGAGUUGAUGCUGCUCAAUCUCAGGUGA